AUGGACUUGGAUAGACCCCAUUUUCGUAGUGGAAGCAUAAACUCUACAAGUGAGCUUCUCAUUUGCUUUGCUUCUGGCUUAACAUCUUCAUCAUCCAUGAAAUUUUCUAAGUCAAUCCUCAGCCCGGGCCGUGCCCGUGACGGUUCAAUCUCUCUCUCCACCUCUCUCAGCCGCCGCCUCCGCAAUGGCAGCCUCAAAGGUGGCCAAGCAUCGCCGUUUUUAGCUAACAACGGUAAAAAAAGAGGAUGCGGUUUUGAAAACCCAGAGCCCUCUUCCCCUAAAGUCACUUGCAUUGGCCAGGUGAGAGUGAAGACUAAGAAAAAGGUGAAGCAAGCUAGAAAGGGAAAUGGAGAAGUUGGGUUGCACCCAAAUGAAGAAAGAAUUUGCAGUGCACAUUAUCAGCAUCGACAAGACAGGAAUCAGAGAUGGGUUCAUUUACCAGUUACAAUUUGUGAGUCAUUGAGCUGUUUGUUUCCGUGCAAAUCUUCGUGUUUUUCAACGAGCGAAAGGGAGAAGGUAGAGAAGGUGAACGGAUCCAGAGUAAACGAGGAUGGACAUAUUUCAUGCGGUGCGGUGUUUACUAGGUGGUUGGUUUCUUUGAACGAUGGCGAGGGAGGGAGGAGGAGGGCGAUUGAGCUGGUUAUGGGCGGCGGAGAUGAGGAGGAGACGACGGAGGUAAGGGAGAAAAUGUCGAUGAAGAGUUCAAGAAGACAUGUUUUUGAGGAUAUUGAGAUUAAGGAUGAUAGAAUCGAAAUAAAUGGUCAG
Molecule: messenger RNA, 765 nt
Organism: Olea europaea var. sylvestris
Lineage: Eukaryota; Viridiplantae; Streptophyta; Magnoliopsida; Lamiales; Oleaceae
Exons: 1
Source: RefSeq, a predicted model, not a curated record